AGGCUUUAUCACGCGCGCGCACGCUUGUGUCUCCUGAUCCCGGAGCUGUUCUCACUACUCCUACACCAUUGAACCGGAGCAGAAGGCUUCAAUGUCUCCCUGGCCGGCCGAACUUCCAUUCCUCGGGCCUCCUGCGCUGCUGAGAGAAUGAAAGGAUGGCUGAGCAGCGAUGCGGGGAGCAAACAGAUCUGACGGAUGCUGCGGCGCUCAGGCUCGAGCAUCACGGCACAAUGAGCGUCGCGGAGGACGCAGCCGCGGAGGAGCUGACUCUGGAACAUAUACUCAGUCUUUAUAACCAGCCCAUCAACGAGGAGCAGGCGUGGGCUGUCUGCUACCAGUGCUGCCGGAGCCUGGCCCACCGACACCCGGGCAGGAGGAGCUCCUCCGCCGCGGUCCAGGCGUCGUCCGUGGAGGCUUCGAGCAGAGUGACGGGACCUGGGGAUGUGUGGAUACAGAAGGACGGCUCUGUCCGGGUACAGCCGCAGGAAGGUAAACGCAGCCCUUGCACAAGAACAGAGAUGAUCGAGUCCCUGGGCAUCAUGAUCUACAAGGCUCUGGACUAUGGCCUGAAGGAGAAUGAGGAGCGGGAACUCAGUCCUCCUUUAGAGCAGCUCAUUGACAUGAUGACCAACAUAGCGGAGGUGGAGAUGGAGGCGUGUCCUGAUGAAGGCUACGAGGCAACUGAGGAGGAGGAGGAGGAGGGAGAGGAUGAGACCAAUGACUUGGGCUGUGUGCGGGGUUAUGGGAGUAUCCUUAAGUUGUGUACAAGUCAUCUUCCCAGUCUCUCUGAUGCCCCGAGUCACUACCAGGCAGUAUGCCGAGCUUUAUACACCGAAUCCCGAGAGCUACGGACUUUUCUAGAGAAAAUCAAGAGUGCCAAAGAGAACCUCCGUAAAAUGGAGGAAGACUCGACAGAAGAUCCUGGCAGGGAUCUGAAUGAACUGCAGAAUGCUGACUGGGCUCGCUGUUGGGUGCAGGUGAUGAGGAAUCUGCGGGAAGGUGUCAAGCUCAAGAAAGUACAGGAGCGUCAGUACAAUCCUCUGCCUAUUGAAUACCAGCUCACCCCCUACGAAAUGCUCAUGGAUGACAUCAGAUCAAAACGCUACAAACUCCGUAAAGUUAUGGUGAAUGGUGACAUCCCACCCAGGUUAAAGAAGAGUGCACAUGAGGUCAUCCUAGAGUUCAUCAGGUCCAGACCACCUCUCAACCCGGUGUCUGCGCGUAAGCUGAAGCCCCAGGCUCAGCCGCCUCCCACGCUGCAUGAGCGUAUUCUGGAAGGAAUCAAAUCAGAGCGGAAACUUCGUCCUGUGACUCCGGAUAUGGUUCGCAGGGGGAGAUUAGUAAUUCGGCCACUUAGCAUGUCUUUGAGUUUUGAUGCGUCAGGUUUUGGCUACACUCGCAGUAUGCCUCAGGACUUGUUCCGUACAGGAUUAGAUGACUUCAGUCCGUAUAUGGGCAGGAGGGCUUCUAGCACCUUGUCCUUGCUUAAUGGGUCAGAAUCUCCCAGAGCUGAACCAUCGGGAUCCCAGUCGGCACCGCAGAGGAAGAAGCUUCUCAAGGCUCCCACCCUGGCAGAGCUGGAGAGUUCCGACUCAGAUGAUGAUUUUUUUGUGCAUACAUCAGCCAGCACCUCCAGUGUGUCCACCACUUUAUUAGACGACACUUCGCCGGAGUCUGUACAGGACAAGAAGACCCCGCCGAUGUUCUUGCCCAUCUCCUCCACGCCGCAGCCCGAGAGGCGCCAGACCCCACCGAGGAGACACUCCAUUGAGAGGGAAACUCCAACAAGCAUCAAACUGUUUCAGCCUGUGUCCAAAAAGAGCUCCAAGUCUCUGGAGGAGUUCUGUUUCCCGGUGGAGUGUUUGUCUCUGACCGUGGAGGAGGUGAUGCACAUCCGACAGGUCCUGGUCAAAGCGGAGCUGGAGAAGUUCCAGCAGUACAAAGAAGUCUACACCGCCAUGAAGAAGGGGAAGCUUUGCUUCUGCUGUCGAACCAAGAAGUUUUCCCUCUUCACCUGGUCCUACAUCUGCCAGUUCUGCAAAAAGCCUGUAUGCUCGCAGUGCUGCAAAAAGAUGCGGCUGCCGUCAAAGCCAUACUCCAGUUUGCCCAUUUACUCCAUCGGCUCGACCAACACUCUGCCAAGAGACAGGAUAAGUGCCAUGACCUCUGUGGGACAAGGACUGUCUGUAGCUGAGGGUCCCGGGCCUUCAGGGCUACGAGCAGGAGCCACACCCACCAUGCGUGGAGGAACACAAGGAGGGUUCAGACGAGGCGGGAAAUCCCUUGCAGCAGGAGCAUCAACUAAAUCUGAGAAAUCGUCCAGCAGCCCUCGACGGCCCAGUAUCCACAAGACCAUGUCCAAGUUUUCAAAACACGGCUCUCUUAAGUCGCACGAUGAGCUGGAGCUUCCCUCGGAGCUGACCGAAGACUGGGCCAGCAUGGAGGUUUGUGUGGACUGCAAGACCUUCAUCUCUGACAUCAUCGCCUCCAGCAAGCGGAGCCUGUCACUGGCCACCAAGCGAGCGCGCUUAAAACGCAAGACCCAGUCCUUUUACUUGUCCUCUCCAAAAGGACGGGAGGAUUACCGGCCCUCUGAAAGAACAAUCAAUGAGAUCUGAGCCGGAGUCGACCGGCUCGAUGUGAUCAACCCGUGACACGUGUUCUUCAGUUCCAACUGUCUGAGAGAUGCAGACCUCUGUGGUGUUUCUCUUGCUGUACAGCAGCACACUGUAGAGCUUGUUUUUACCUCAUCAUGGAUUUCUUUUUUAAAGUGAACCCAUCAGGUGGACGAUGGACAAGCCUUUCCUCUUCAGACUGCACAACUGCAUCGUCCACCUCAGCUGAAAUCUCAAUAAGCACAAGAAGGAAUUGAGGUGUGUUUGACUAUCUCAGGAUCUUGCAGCAGACACACGGGUGUUUUCAGAAGGCUGGAGCCACAAGAAGUCUUGCAUCGCAUCACCUUUUCUACAUUUUUGUCAUCCGUGUCUGUGCAGUGGACGAGAAGUCCAUAGAUGUUGCGUUUGAGAUUUUCCCCUACAUUCGUCUUCAUUAUCUGAAGUGUCACAUUCAGAUCUAUAAGUCUGUCAAUGAUUAAGAAGCAUCAAUUUCUGCAGUGAACCUGUCUGCCUUUCAGAGCCCUGGAUACAUGUCAGAUAUCAGUUUGAAGCGCCCUGUUUUAUCACAUACCAUCAUCUCGACUUUUUUAAACACAUUGCCAAACGUGAAUGCUCAGAUUUCAAGCAAGUUCAGUGCCAAAACAGACCUUUUAAUGACCAUAAGAUGACUAGUUUCCUGCUACAAAAGCGGCCAUAGAUGCUUUGUUAUAUUAUGAUUAGCGUUCCUCUAUCAUGUGGGAGACUUCUUAGCAUUCUGUGGUUGGAGUUGUGAUUUCGCCCCUCCGGGUCUGAUGCUUGAGCAUUGAUAACUAUAAUAGGGUGCUGUUCUUGACUGCUUAAACACUGUGUAAAACGUUAACAAAGAAAGACUAGUUGACACCCAACGUCACCAUCUUGAAUGACUCCAUCAAAAUGUGGCGGCAUGUGACGUCACCAAUGUUCUGUGCCUGAUUUACCAAAGCAGUAACGAGCACAACACAAGCGUUGUGAAUCAAUCGAAACUCUCUUCAAAUGUUUGGCGUACACAGUCAACUCUGAGUGAAAACCGUCGCACAACAUGUAACAACACAACACAUCAACAUAGUCUUAUUUUAAUCAUGUGCUCAUUGCUGUUGAGAAAGGUCGCCUCUAUCCGGUUUGUUUACUUCAUCAAAGGUUUUUCACUGAUACAGAUGUAAAACAAAUCAAAGACCAGCAGGUGUCACUACAAACCAACAACUUGUGACCCCGAUGCGUCUCGCCGGCAGGAUAAAAACGUCUGACCUCUUUUCUUUCUUUCAAACUUGUUUCUGCCUUAAAACCGCCUUGUAUGAUCGAACCCAUCUGUUGCUGUACAUACUUUGUUUCUGGUGGUUUGUGUGUAGCUCUGGUGUGCUGCCCUGAUGGUGGGUGUGCGCUCGCGCACACGGUGCAUAUGGUGAUAGUGGUCGUGGUGAAGGGGACGAGGAUAGACAGUGAAACAGCAUCGUGCAUGUACACCGGUGUAGCUUGUACCUUCUGUCUGUAUUAUCUGUAGCCCCAUGCUGGCAGAGAAACAAAUCACCACAAUAAAG
Synchiropus splendidus (mandarinfish) is the source of this 4168-nucleotide messenger RNA. RefSeq names its product spire-type actin nucleation factor 1b (gene spire1b). The transcript is spliced from 18 exons. Gene Ontology annotation, biological process: intracellular transport; actin filament polymerization; actin filament network formation. Gene Ontology annotation, cellular component: cell cortex; cytoplasmic vesicle membrane. Bases 156 to 2618 code for a protein of 820 amino acids. NCBI's taxonomy places the organism in Eukaryota, Metazoa, Chordata, Actinopteri, Syngnathiformes, Callionymidae. Gene Ontology annotation, molecular function: actin binding. The record is from RefSeq and is a predicted model, not a curated record.